Messenger RNA from Juglans regia (Persian walnut), 1781 nucleotides. Its product is annotated as cytochrome P450 71A1-like. Bases 16 to 1581 code for a protein of 521 amino acids. The transcript has 2 exons. The record is from RefSeq and is a predicted model, not a curated record. NCBI's taxonomy places the organism in Eukaryota, Viridiplantae, Streptophyta, Magnoliopsida, Fagales, Juglandaceae. Gene Ontology annotation, molecular function: oxidoreductase activity, acting on paired donors, with incorporation or reduction of molecular oxygen; iron ion binding; monooxygenase activity.
CUUGGGAGGAAAGAAAUGGCUCUGCCAUUAUGGUUGAUGCAAUCGUGGCAAGAGCUACAAAAAAUACCCGUCAAUCCCGGCCUCCUAUCUCUUCUUUUCAUCUUUUCACUUCUUUAUGUUUUUAGUCUAAUAUUUAGAAGUGGCAAAACCAAUUUACCACCAUCGCCACCAAAGCUUCCACUCAUAGGCAACCUUCAUCAGCUUGGCACACUCCCACAUCGCUCUUUUCAAGCCCUUUCCAAGAAAUAUGGCCCUGUAAUGCUCUUGCACUUGGGUCAUGCUCCAACCCUUGUGGUUUCAUCUCCAGAUAUGGCAAGAGAAAUCAUGAAGACACAUGAUAUCGUUUUCUCAAAUCGGCCAAGAACCACAGCAGCUAACAUCUUAUUUUACGGUUGUACAGACAUAGGUUAUGCGCCCUUCGGUGAGUAUUGGAGACAAGCUAAGAAAAUUUGUGUCGUCGAACUUUUGAGUCCGAAAAGAGUGCAAUCGUUCCAAUAUGUAAGGGAAGAAGAAGUUGCUUUAUUAACAAAUAUGUUACGUGAGUCGUGCCUCAAACAGACUUCUGUUGAUCUAAGGGAGAUGUUCGUUGCAACCUCAAUCAACAUAAUCUUUAGAUGUGCUCUUGGACAGAAAUUCGGAGGAGAUAGUAAGAGCAAGUUUGGACAGCUAUCAAGAAGGCUAUCGGUGCUACAGACAGCAUUUUGUGUGGGCGAUUUUUUUCCUUCUUUGGGAUGGAUUGAUGUUCUUACCGGAUUGAUCCCAAAUUUGAAAUCCACUUUCAAAGAAGUAGAUGAUUUCUUAGAUCUACUCCUUGAAGAACACCAGACAAUCACAGGUGAUAACUAUGAAAAAUCGAAUAAGAAAGAUUUUGUGGAUAUUCUUCACCAACUUCGGGAGGAUGGUAGGCUUGAAUUUGAACUCACUCUCGACAACCUCAAAGCAAUCGUAUUGGACAUGCUUAUUGGAGGAAGUGAUUCGACUUCAACAAUUUUGGAAUGGUUAAUGGCGGAGCUCAUAAAAAAUCCAAACAUCAUGAAGAGAGCACAAGAAGAGGUGAGAAGAGUGGUGGGUAACAAGCUGAAGAUAGAUGAGAAUGACAUCAACCAAAUGGAUUACUUGAAAUGCAUCAUAAAGGAGACUUUCAGAUUGCAUGCACCCCUUCCUUUUCUAGUACCUCGCGAAACAUCAGCAAGGGUGAAAUUUGGCAAUUAUGAAAUUCCAGAAAAAACCAAAGUAUUUGUUAAUACAUGGGCAAUACAAAGGGACCCAACUGUAUGGGAGAGGCCUGAAGAAUUUCUCCCUGAGAGAUUCAUUGAUAACUCAAUUGAUUUCAAAGGCCAAGACUUUGAAUUUCUCCCAUUUGGUGGUGGGAGAAGGGGAUGUCCUGGACUGACAUUUGGUGUUGCUGCAAUUGAAUAUCUGAUUGCCAACAUAUUAUGCUGGUUUGACUGGAGGUUGCCAGGAGCCAAUUUAUCAGGGAAGGAGUUGGACAUGGGAGAGGUUUUCGGCCUCCUUUUGUCUAAGAAAGUUCCUCUUCAUCUAGUCCCAACACUACAUGACUCUCCUCCAUCCGUCCAUUAAGACCAUAUUUGCAUGAGAUGGUUUUGCACCUAAUAUUGCUCUUUUAUGCAAGAGGAUGAUCCUAGCUGAAAUGGGGAGGGAGCUCAUAAUUCACCAUGCCAUGUGCUAAUUACUUGCUACUAUCAAGGUCAACUUGCCGCAUUCAUUGUGGUGGCUUUCAUUUUACUUUUCAAGUUCGUUUUAAAUAUUGUCUUUGCGUG